Molecule: messenger RNA, 1593 nt
Organism: Sporothrix brasiliensis 5110
Lineage: Eukaryota; Fungi; Ascomycota; Sordariomycetes; Ophiostomatales; Ophiostomataceae
Product: quinate permease
Exons: 1
Coding region: 1-1593 (530 amino acids)
Biological process (GO): carbohydrate transport; transmembrane transport
Cellular component (GO): membrane
Molecular function (GO): carbohydrate:proton symporter activity
Source: RefSeq, a predicted model, not a curated record
AUGUCUAUCCUCUCACUCCGCGAGGAUCGGCCGACGCCCAGCGCCGUCUACAACUGGCGCAUCUACGCCUGUGCGGUCGUUGUGUCGUGGGCGUCGUGCAUGAUCGGCUACGACUCGGCCUUUAUUGGCACCACCAUUGCCCUGCCCUCGUUCAUUGCUGAAUUCAACCUCGCCUCCUACUCGGACUCCAAGCGUGCUCUGAUUUCCGCCAACAUCGUUUCCGUCUACCAGGCUGGCGCCUUCUUCGGCUCCCUGGCCGCCUAUGCGUCCUCCUACUUCAUCGGCCGCCGCAAGUCGCUGUGGCUGUUUUCUGUGCUCUUCAUUGCCGGCGCCGGCGGCAUGCUGGCUGCCAAUGCGCAGCGCGGCCUCAACGUGAUUGUCGGCACGCGCUUCCUGGCCGGCUUCGGCAUUGGCGGCGCCUCCAACAUGGUCCCCAUCUACAUCUCGGAGCUGUCCCCGCCGGCCAUACGCGGCCGUCUCGUCGGCAUGUACGAGCUGGGCUGGCAGGUUGGUGGCCUGGUGGGCUUCUGGAUCAACUACGGCAUCAGCGAGCACCUGCCCUCCAACAACACCCAGUGGCUGAUCCCCUUUGGUGUGCAGCUGAUCCCGGCCGGCCUGCUGCUGAUUGGCAGCUUCUGGGUGCCCGAGUCCCCCCGCUGGUUGUUCUCCAAGGGCCGGCGCGAGGAGGCCAUGAAGGUCCUGUGCUGGCUGCGGCAGCUGCCGGCGGACGACACGUACAUGCUGCAGGAGGUGGCCUACAUUGACGAGGACCUGACGCGGUUCCGCGACGAGAUGGGCGCGGGCUUCUUCAAGCCGUUCCGCGCGCUCAAGAAGAGCCGCGUGCAGUGGCGCUUCUUCCUCGGCGGCAUGCUGUUCUUGUGGCAGAACGCGACGGGCAUCAACGCCAUCAACUACUACUCGCCCACUGUCUUCAAGACGCUCGGCAUCACGGGCACCAACACGGGCUUCCUGACGACGGGCAUCUUUGGCGUCGUCAAGACGUCCAUCACGUUCGUGUGGCUGCUGUACCUGAUUGACCGCCUCGGCCGGCGCAACCUGCUGCUGUUUGGCUCGGUUGCCGGCUCGGUCUGCAUGUGGAUCAUCGGCGCCCUCGUCAAGGACGUGAUUCCCAAGGUCGACUCCUCCGCCGGCAUGUCCCCGGGCGGUGUCGCGGCCAUUUUCUUCUUUUACCUGUGGACGGCCGUCUACACGCCCUCGUGGAACGGCACGCCCUGGGUCAUCAACUCGGAGAUGUUUGACCAGAACACGCGCUCGCUCGGCCAGGCGUCGGCCGCCGCCAACAACUGGUUCUGGAACUUUUUGAUCUCGCGCUUCACGCCGCAAAUGUUCCUGAAAAUGGGCUACGGCGUCUACUUCUUCUUUGCCGCGCUCAUGCUGCUGUCGUCCGUCUUUGUUUUUUUCCUGCUGCCCGAGACCAAGGCCAUUCCCCUCGAGCAGAUGGACCGCCUGUUUGCCACCAAGCCCGUCCGCGGCGCGCACGCCGUCGUCAUGGACGAGCUGGCGCGCAUCAGCGACGUGCAGCGCCAGGAGAGCGACGAGAAGCCGGUGGUGGCAGCGGAGGAAUAUGCCUAA